AUGGACAAGAAAGGAGAGACGAUAAGAAAGUUUGAACCUUUCUUCCUUGAUCAAGUUGACAAUAGCAAGAAUCUUGUACCCAACAAUAUUCUCCACAGCAAGGUUAAUGAGAGUGACCUACUUGGAUUGAGAGUGGGAAGUGCUCGGGAGCAGGGUUUUGGGAAGAUGGAAACUACAGCAGCAGCAGGAAGAACACCACCGCCGCCGCUGGCGAUUGAGCGGCCGCCGAACAACCGCUUCCACUAA
Messenger RNA from Linum trigynum, 246 nucleotides. The record is from the annotation of a GenBank genome assembly. Lineage: Eukaryota; Viridiplantae; Streptophyta; Magnoliopsida; Malpighiales; Linaceae.